This is a messenger RNA of Myzus persicae (green peach aphid), 2249 nucleotides long. Its product is annotated as calcium/calmodulin-dependent protein kinase kinase 1. Gene Ontology annotation, molecular function: calmodulin binding; ATP binding; calcium/calmodulin-dependent protein kinase activity. Gene Ontology annotation, biological process: intracellular signal transduction; positive regulation of protein kinase activity; protein phosphorylation. Gene Ontology annotation, cellular component: cytoplasm. The coding region runs from base 375 to 1979 and encodes 534 amino acids. The record is from RefSeq and is a predicted model, not a curated record. NCBI's taxonomy places the organism in Eukaryota, Metazoa, Arthropoda, Insecta, Hemiptera, Aphididae. The transcript has 9 exons.
CACAGUACCGUUUCGUUGUCUGAAACGUAACGUUGUGCCAGACCCUACGAUGAUAUAACGUCUGAAUUUUUUCUGUCCGAUUCUGAAAUCAAUUUAUAUGUAAUACUACGUUGUUUAUUCGUAUGUUUUUUAUGAUUACCACUUGAUCUCGAUCGACUCGUCAAUGUGGCUUGAUUUAUUUUAAUUGAUAUCGACUGUACCAUCAUUAUACCACAUAGUAUAUCUAUCUACUACUAAGCGGUUCCGUAAGAAAUCGCUUGUAGAAAUCAAAAAAUUGUAUGAACUUCAUCGACAUUGAUGGACAAUUGUUUAAAAGUGUUUUGAUAAUCAAACAAUCGCAUGCACAUUCUUACAUUAGUAUGUGACUAUCGCACAUGUGCAUUUGGCUUCCAACUAUCAAAACGGGCAUUAUAGCGUCACGCCUCAUCAGCGCCCAAAUAACUAGACAUGCGGCAGUGUCAGUGGACGCGAAUCCGUCAGCAUCGCCAGAGAGACCGACGACCACCGCCGCCUCCGCUGCUGUGGCCGGCGAUACUCAGCAGCAGCAAUGCGCCUCGACGGUAACCGCAAACGAUCAUCACCCGAGCGAUCCGCAGCAAUCGGCGGCGGCCACAGCUGCGGCUGCUGACAGCCCGCGAGAUUCGCAAGGGUCAACUUGCAACAAGACUGAAUCUGCGACGGGGACGGCGGCGACGUCUUCACCGCGACCGAUAUGUCCGAACUUGCCCUACUCGCCCGCGUGUUCGCCGCGGUUCGCCAGACGUCGGCCGCCGUUGCGCGAGUGCCGCGUGUCCGUCAACGUGCAGAGCUUGGACGAUCCGAAUGCUCAUCAAAAGCUCAACCAGUACAAACUGAUCGAUUCAAUCGGACAGGGAUCUUAUGGACUUGUAAAAUUGGCGUAUAACGAACUAGAUGACAAACAUUACGCUAUGAAAAUAUUAUCUAAGAAAAAGUUAAUGAAAAAAGCUGGGUGUUUUGGCAGACUAAACGCCAGGCGUAAAGGAGCCAAUCCUCUAGACAAAGUCUACAGGGAAAUAGCUUUGUUGAAAAAACUUGAUCAUCCUAAUGUAGUGAAACUAGUCGAAGUUUUAGAGGAUCCAGAUGAAGAUCAUCUUUAUUUGGUGUUUGAAUUAUUGGAGCGUGGUGAAGUGAUGCAAGUUCCUGGUGAUCCUCCAAUGUCCGAAUCGAAAGCCAGGUCAUACUUCAGGGAUAUUUUAUUGGGCUUAGAAUAUUUGCACUUUCAGCGGAUCGUACACAGGGACAUCAAACCGUCGAACUUAUUGAUCGACGCCAGCGGGCACGUGAAAAUCGCCGACUUGGGCGUGUGCAACGAGUUCGACGGAAGCGACGACCUGUUAAGUUCGAGCGCGGGCACACCGGCGUUUACGGCUCCCGAAGUGCUGGACCCGUCGACGAAAACGUAUAGCGGUCGAGCGCUGGACGUGUGGGCACUGGGGUGCACGUUGUACGCGUUUGUCUACGGUCGGCUGCCGUACACCGCUGACACGGUGCUGGCGGUGCACGAGCAGAUCCGCACGCAACCGGUGCAGUGGCCAGUCGAACCGGAAACGUCUCCUCAACUGGUGCACCUGUUGCACCGCCUCCUUGACAAGGACCCGGAUACCAGGAUCACGUUGCCGGCCGUCAAAAAGCACGACUGGGUGACAAGGGCGGGGGCCGAGGCGCUGCCCACCGAGCGUGACAACUACUGCCGCGAGCCGGUCGAGGUCAGCGAAGAGGAAAUGAUGAACGUCGUCAAGUCCAUACCCAAGCUCAACACCCUAAUACUGAUCAAAGCUAUGCUGAAGAACCAUUCAUUCCUUAAUCCGUUUGCAGCAGACGAGUCGAAACGAAAACUUCAGUCAUCCAACCGUUCGCAUUCGGCUCCCGGAGCGUGCUCUUGGUUUGGGUCAAGAUCUUUAUCCGCAGAAACAACCAAUCUUCAGCCUGUCAAAGAACAUGCCGUGAAAGAAAAGUGAUUACCUACUACGUUAUUUUUUAUAUCUAAUUCUUUUUACCUACAUUAUUUAAUAUUAAAAGUUUGACAAGAAAAAAAUACUGUUAUUUACUUAUAUCUAUGUUCUGUAUUGUAAUAUGCUCUUUGCAAAUAAUCCAUAUUGUGGAAAGACGUUUGAUCAAUCAUUUCAAUUUUUAACAGUGUAUUCCAGUGUGAUUUACUUAUUUAAUAUAUUACAAAUUUAUCUAUUAGUCUAUGACUGUGUCCAAAAAAUAUAUUUAUGCUCUUAUUA